AACAGCUAAAAAAAAUGAUCUUCAAAUAUAUGCAUUUCCUUUUGUAUUAUAUAUCACUUCCAAAACACAAUAUGCCAAACCCACCAAAAUAUAGAUGUCAAUUCUUCCCCUCCUCUCCACUCUACUCCACUGCCUCCCAAUUUCUUCCCAAAGAUUGAAACUUUACUCACAACUUUCAAAUGGGUAGGCAAGAUAAUGAUCCAACCAUGGUGAACUCUUCCAUUGCUCUUCUUCAAGAAAGGUUUAGACAAUUGGAGAAAGUGAAAGAAAGGAGAGAAGGUAAACAACUUCUUACAUUGUUGUCAUUAGAGAGCAACACCUUAGCAUCACAACAAAGGUUGGUAGUUCCAAAUAAUAAGCAAACUCAUCAUGAUUCUCUUUCUCUUGGACUAAACUUGACAAGCAAGCAAGGUGAUAUGAACACCAUGAAAUCAAACACAUCUUUGAGUUCAUGGUCACAUGGUGGAUCAUCAACAUCAAGAAAUUUUGAUACCUCUGAAGUAGAUACUUCACUUCAUCUGUAAAUUAAUUAAUCACUUAUAUAUUUAUUUAUGCUUGUAUUUUGAUUCCACAA
Molecule: messenger RNA, 574 nt
Organism: Trifolium pratense (red clover)
Lineage: Eukaryota; Viridiplantae; Streptophyta; Magnoliopsida; Fabales; Fabaceae
Exons: 1
Coding region: 180-524 (114 amino acids)
Source: RefSeq, a predicted model, not a curated record